Molecule: messenger RNA, 678 nt
Organism: Mucor velutinosus
Lineage: Eukaryota; Fungi; Mucoromycota; Mucoromycetes; Mucorales; Mucoraceae
Exons: 2
Coding region: 1-678 (225 amino acids)
Biological process (GO): protein transport; late endosome to vacuole transport; endosome transport via multivesicular body sorting pathway
Cellular component (GO): multivesicular body; ESCRT III complex
Source: RefSeq, a predicted model, not a curated record
AUGGAAUUUUUAUUUGGUAAAAGAAAGACACCCGCCGAACUUCUUCGACAACAUCAACGAGCCAUUACCAAAGCACAACGAGAACUCGACCGAGAAAGAGAGAAACUCGAGCGGCAAGAAAAGAAGCUCAUUUUAGACAUCAAGAAAUCCGCCAAAGCAAAUCAAAUGGGUGCUUGUAAAGUGAUGGCCAAAGAUUUAGUCCGCACGCGACGCAACGUCCAAAAGUUUUAUCAAAUGAAGACGCAACUACAGGCAGUGGGUUUACGUAUUCAAACAUUACGUUCAAGUCAGCAAAUGGCAGAAGCCAUGAAAGGCGCUACCAAAGCCAUGGGAUCCAUGAACCGACAAAUGAAUUUACCUCAGAUCCAAAAAAUCAUGAUGGAAUUUGAGAAAGAAAGUGAAAUGAUGGACAUGAAGGAUGAAAUGAUGGGUGAUGCGAUUGAUGAUGCUUUUGAAGAGGAGGAGGAUGAGGAGGAAAGCGAUGAGAUUGUGAAUAAAGUGCUGGAUGAAAUUGGGAUCAGCUUCAAUCAAGAACUGGCGGAUGUGCCUACAGGUAUCAAGCAAUCUGAACCUGCUGUAUCAUCUCCUGCUGCUUCUGAGAGAGUGGCUCAAACUGAAGGCCUGUCUGCUGAUGAUGCUGCUUUGCAAGCAAGAUUAGAUAAUCUGAGAAGAGAAUAA